Molecule: messenger RNA, 6000 nt
Organism: Centropristis striata (black sea bass)
Lineage: Eukaryota; Metazoa; Chordata; Actinopteri; Perciformes; Serranidae
Gene: tcf19l
Product: transcription factor 19 (SC1), like
Exons: 6
Coding region: 936-2618 (560 amino acids)
Biological process (GO): regulation of gene expression
Cellular component (GO): nucleus
Molecular function (GO): protein binding
Source: RefSeq, a predicted model, not a curated record
CUUCCUCCUGGGAGGAACGGGGUCUGGCAAACAACGGCGAUAAAAUACUGUAGAAACAAUACGAUUUAUUUAAAAUUCAUGGGCCGAUUUUGCCGGUGGAACAGUGGACGGUCUUCAAUCGGCGGCGGAUUGAGGAAUAAUCCACAUAAAGGCGGUGUGUCAUUGUUAUAAGACAGACCUCAGCCGUUACACCCUGUCAGGCUUCACACCUGUGAGACGGCUGAUGUCAAUUGAUGUCAGGAGCCUGGGAUUUUAAUCUCUCUCACUCUCUCUAUCACACACACACACUCAUACACAGGCUCAGGUGACAGCUGUUCAAACCAGAGAAUAUUAAACGUCACAACUCAAGCUAAAAGUCUCGGCUGUCAGAAUUUUUGGCAGGUUUCUUUUUUACGGUUUUAAUGUUUACUGCACCUUUCGAUUUAGCAGCACAGUAACACACACAGGCUGUCCACAUUACUGAAGCUCUUUAUUCUCAGAUCCAUCUUCUUAUAGCCCCCACUCCAUGGGGGAUUUAGUCUGUUUGAGUUUGAGCUCAUAACAGAGUGCAGAAGCUCAUUUCCACACUUCACCAGCUUAUACAGUGCUCCAUAUCCUCAUUAUUUAUUCAUGUAUUCACAGCAGGGCACAACAAGCCAUCAGCUUUCCAUACUAAUGCAAACACCUGUUGCUGCACCUGCCUGUAACCUUCACACUCACUGCUUUCAGGCCUACGCUUAGAAUAUUUUAUUUUGCAGUGUAGCUUUAUGUUAGAAGUCAGCAUUCUUGGGUCAAAUGCCUUUAAUUUAACUUCUGUGCACUAGCAGACAACAAGUGUUAUAUCUAAAAAUGGAUCACAGCCUCCUGUAACGCAGGGCCGGUCACAGAUCGGGUUCGGCCUCUGGGUGGGGGGAGGGUGAGGGCUUAGCAGUGGCAGACAAUCAAACCCUUCAGUCAUGCUGUCUGGGGUGCAGCCAUGUUUCCAGUUACUUCGGAUCGGUUCGUCUGCCGGCGAGUCGGCACGAGACCUGUUCACGUUCAGGCCGGCGCUGAGCCACUCGGUGUUCCGGCUGGGUCGGGCGGCGGAGCUUUGUGAUGUCACGCUGGACUCGACGUCGGUGUCACGAAUCCACGCAGAGCUGCACGCAGAGAGGGAGUUAGGGGAAGAUGAUGCAGCGCCACAGGAGGAGGGCUGGAGGGUCCACAUCAAGGACAGGAGCAGCCAUGGCACCUGGGUCAAUGAGGUCCGCCUCCAGCCCGGCGUCCAGUGGGAGCUCUCAGACGGCGACACGCUGGUCUUCGGUGGCCAGACGGCUCCAGGACGCCCCGAGUUCUACUUCCUCUUCCAGAAGGUCAAAGUCCGCCCGCUAGACUUUGAUGCCAUCACGAUUCCAAAGGCGGGCACUUUCUCCUCCGACCUACAGAACCGGAUCAGAACCAACCUGGACCGCAAGGUGGCCGCCAACCUGGACCUGUCCAAGCUGUCCAUCAACCGGGCCACCGUCAUCCUCAACUCCAUCGGCAGCCUGAGCAAGAUGAAGGGCAGCGCCUGGACCUUUAAGAGGAGCCACAGCCACGAGGGGACCGUCUCGGACCCCGGCUCCUCCUCCUCGCCUCCCCUGGCAGUGGGCUUAUCCGCUCUGCUCCCGCCCUCCACACCUCCAUCCUUCUCCUCUGCGGCUUCCGUGCCUUCGACAAAGUCUCUCCAGCCGACCUCGAGGAGCAGGAGAAAGUCGGCUCACACGGUGCUCCUCGAGGACGACAGCUCAGACGAGCCCAGGAGUCGAGGAGCUCCAGCAGGAGUUGUGGAGGACGGGCAGAGAUCGAGGGGGAAGAAAAGGCGGCGGCUCUAUAAGUCUGAGUCGGAGAGUUUCAGCUCUCCCGCUCCUCUGCCACUGCAGCCCAAGAGCCACAACGACAUCCGGCGGCCGCUGGAGGCCAAACCCUUCCCCGUUGGCAUCAGGACCAUCGGCAGCUUCCACGGCGCCAUGACGAACAGCAGACUCAACCACCACCUCCUCCAGGCGUCCUUCAACAACCCUGCAGUUCACAAGCAGGAAGUGCAGACGAUGCACCGCGUCCAGACGGUGAUGCAUGGCAACAUUGCGGCUUUCCGCCAACAGAAAGCUGCACACGGUUCUCUGACGGCGCAGAGAGGCAGGCGGAGGGCCCACAGCUCGCCGGUUUUCUCCCCUCUGGUGGUCGGAGGGGAGAACUACAGCCUGGCUUCACCUUCAGUGAGGAUCCGCACGGAGGAGAGAGGCCGGGUGCAGUUCAACAGGUUUCACCAUCCAACAAGUAAGCGACGAGGCCGCCCCAGGAAACACCCGCUCCCUCCGCGGCCCUCCCUGCCCUCUCCAUCCUCCUCCUCUUCCUCCUCCACCUCCUCCGCCUCCUCUUCCUCCGGCUCCUCCUCUUCCUCCUCUGAGGACGAUGACGAAGAGGAGGAAGAAGAGGAGGUGACGGGCGGGGCGGUGGAGCCGUGCGCGGCGCCGCGGUGCCGGCUGCCCCAGCAGGACACGGUGCAGUGGAUCCAGUGUGACGUGUGUGACGCCUGGUACCACAUAGACUGUCUGCACGUCGACCGCAAGAAGCUCCUCAAGGACCCCAACGCCGACUUCCACUGCGGAUGUCGCUGAGAAAAAAACAAGUUUGUGAUGAUGAAAUGGAAUGAAAUGCACCAGUUUAGACUUUCAACUUCCCACAUUUUUUUCCUUUUGCAAUCUUUACUUCCUUCAGCCACACUUUUGGAAAUCAACAGACUUUUCAGCGAAGAUGCUACUUUCUCCUCUAACGGCCACUGAGCUGCUCUACUCACACAUGCAUGCAGUGGUUUCCUCUCACCUCAGCAGCAGCUGGCGGGAGCAGGAAAAUCUUUACAUCCUGACUUCCCCAAAUAUGAGGAUUUGUGACCUAACAGUCACACAGCUGCUUCAUUAACCUCUUACAAGCAGUUUCAGGUCUCAGGCUUUGGAGGAGGAGGCGAAACUGUAAUGAAAUGUCUCAGGUUGGAUUCCAUUAUGGCUUUGACUGCCUGGAGAGGCGCAGUCAAGGCGGGAAAACAUGAUGAAAUGUUUCUCAGUACACUCCCAUCGUGGCUGUCAUUGACCAGAGGGCAGGCGGGAAGAUUAAUGAAAUGUUUCAGAUGAGGCUGCCGCAGUCGAUGAGACUAUACAGGCCGAUUAAACCUUCUUGGAUAUCCCAGCACAGCCGCAUUCAUUAUUUUAGCAACCAGGCCAAUUAUUGAGAGCAGAAUAGAACCUUGAGUGAACAUUAUGUGGUUCGGAUGGCCGGGAAUGCUUCAACACCAUUCCUCUCGAAAAGAAAUCAGCGCCGGGCUGCUGUUUUCCCACCUCGGCGAUAAUAAAACUCGAUGAAAUGUUUCCGCGUGGCUUUCCUGGGUGGCAGCAGCUGUCUAGGAGUGGGCGUGUGAUGUUUCAAGACAAUUAAACGCCAGGAAAUGUGUCAGCAGACUUCCAUUGUUGCUGCUGAUGAGAGGUGCUUGAGGGAUGAUAAUCAAAUGUUUCAAGGCACUUCUGCAGCAGCAGCUGCUGGAUUUUUUUUUUGAGGGGGGGGGGUGUGCACCGGGACUGUUGUUAUAAGACGUCUGAGUGCAGGCUGACAGUGUUGCUGCUGCUGCUUUGGGAGGACUCAUUACCAGUGAAAUGUCAUGAAAUAUCAUCUGCUGAUGUAACAAGGAUGAACCGACUCAAAAUCACGGUGUCUGACUGGUGGGUUGAGUCUCUGAGGCUUUUUAGGACUUCUCUUCAGACUAAUCUCAGAGUCUCAUCACACUACUGAACUCUCGGGCCAAAGUGGACACUUCUGUCCGGACUAAACUGUUCUCCACUGAUGAACCGUACAUGUACACAUAUCUUUGCUCAAGUGCUGCUUGAGUUAGAAUGAAAUCCAAGUAUAGCACCCCAAAGCCUCCUCUUAAGCACCUUCCUUUUUAUUUAAUCCUAAAUGUCGACUUUGGUCGACUCAUUUGGACAAAAAAAAUAUUUUUAAAAUAGCAGUUUACUUUCUGCACCAUUUGUAUAAUAUCAAAUAUAGUUCUGACCCUGAGUUGUUCAGGUGAUGGAUGCGUUAAAAAUACAGUUUGUCUGGGCUGGUGUUACUUUAAUCAUACCACUAUGGCCGACCAGAGAGAGGAAAGUGGGAGAAAAUGUAGAAAAAGUUGAUUCUUGAGCAAUAAAAUAUGAAAAAAAAGAAAAAAAAAUGUAUUUUUUUAACUAAUUAAUCGCAGGAUAAAGAGCAAUGAUUGGUUCCAACACAGUCUUUGGCUCCAUUGAAGCUCUUUACACAGUGGUGCUGGUGCUGCUUCACUGCCAAACAGCAUGGAAGUAGCUGCAAAGACAACGCUACUUAAACAGCAGAAUUUUCAGAAGAAAACAUCUGAUAACUGGUUUACAGUCAAUUCAUUUUAAAAUUCAGUGGAUUAUUUUUAAAUCCAAAUAAAAGGAGUUCUGUGAGAUCCAUAAACAUGUUUAGUGGAAAUAAAGUCUUAAUACAUGCAGUGUUACCAGACAAAGGCUUGAAAUAAUUACAUACUUCACAUCCUAUUACUAUGACAAUAACCAACACGUUUUUAAAUAUAAUGUGAGGGUACACUACCUCAUUGCAGUAAUACAAUAUCAAUUCUAUAGAAUAGUCUAAUACUAUAAUACAUGCAGAGUUUGGUCCUGUUGAGCAGUGGUUACUCAAGGAAAAAAAAGUUUUUUAUCUCUCUUAUCUGAUCAUCAGUCAGCUGUGUUUUGGUUUUGUGUGUUUCAUCUGCCAGUGAAGAUGUAAGUGUUGCAUAUUCUUCUCGUCUCUUAGAUUUCGAGCUCUAAAGAUAUUUAAAUGCCUGUUUUUGUCUUCCAAGCGUCACUCAAAAGUGUAUCAUCUCCACCACAUCACUCAUUGUCAUUCAGCGUCCUGUUGCUGUGUUCAUGCUUCUUUUUUUGUUUGUGUUUUUGCUGGCAUGCAGCGAGCCAAAAUCACCGCACAGGUCUUAAAAAAGGAUUGUUUUCCAAAACUGCAGUUACACACAUGGAGAAAAGUGAAAUGCCACUGAGAGCGAUGCUUUAUAAUUGACAAGAAUGGAGAAUUGGCAGUGUGACAAACUAUGAGAACCUAGAAAAAAAAAAACCUGAGCAUGAAACCUGUGUGACAUUAAAAAUAGAGAAGUGUUCAGUGCAUAUUAUUCACUGCUACCUUAUAUUUCUGAUACUGUUGACAAUUUAAGGCACAGCAGAUGGACAGUUUUCCCUCGAGACCCGCAGUGGAGUUAAUAAAAUAACUUGAUAAUCACAAUAAGUCAUUUAUUAAGAAAAAAAGCCAAAUAUAUGCAGGUUUAAAUGGAGAAUUUGCUUCGCCUGUUUCAUAUUGUAAAUGCAAUAUGUUUGGGUUUUCUAAUGGGCAUUUUUUUUAAAGCUUUUCAAUCGACUCGUCUGUAAUUGACCACAUACAUCUGCCGUUUGAUAAAUCAGCCGUGCAUACUGAUAACCACAUCACUAACGGCUUUUUGCAGAUCUGCACUAUAUUCCAUUUCUAUAGCCUCAAAGACAAACAACUUUCUUCUCAGUUCUUUUCAGGCUUUGGCAGAUCAAAUCAAGUUUGUGGGGAAAGUUUUUGAUCAUUACACUGUGUGGUUGCCUCAUUCUUUCAGUAUUUCAUGUGUGCCAUCUGCUAAACGUACAGCACGCUCGAGCAUUGACAUUUUUACACUGAGUUAAUUAUUCUGUUUACUGUUGAAAUCCCUAAAUACAGGACUCCGAGGUGAAGUGAUGAGUUCAGAAAUGUAGUUAAUCAAAGGGAUUGUUUUGUAAAUGUUUCAUCAGUCAGUUUCUCUCCGAGCUCUGAAGCAGGAGUUCACAGGACUCGUUUUUUUUUUUUCCUACACUGCCUUCACUUUAAUUAUCACAUUGAAAUGCAGAAACACUUUGUUGGUUUUGUGGGGUUGUACAGAAUGAAACCAGUUGUCAUUAUUCCCUGAGAUGUUAUCAGGGAAGGAAUAAAGAAUAUUCAGAAACUGUC